CAGAGAGCGCAUGCGCCGAGUGCGGGAUGCCGGCCGCUUGCCCUCGGGUCCGCGGCAAAGCCAACGCAUGUCGGCGUGUGCGCCCCGCGGCCCGUUAGCUGGAGAGCCGCCAGGCCCUGAGGACGCCCGGGCCCUCACUGCCCGACAUGGACGGCGCCUCGCCCCGACUGCUGCUGCUGCCGCUGGCGCUGCUCGCCGCUGCCGGCCCCACAGGCUGCAGCGCCUCGCUGUGGAUAGUCCACAUGGGUCCCUGUCCGCUGGUCCUAGGGGGAGACUGCCCGGACCCAGCCGUCCGUUUCUUCCUCUUCACUGGUUCAGGUGGUGAUGGUGACCGAGUGCAGGUGGAUGGGUCGGACAAUUGGGCGGGCCUCGACGGUCCUUGGUUCGACCCUUCACUGCCAACCAAGGUGAUUGUGCACGGCUACAACUCGGGCAUGGACAUCCAGCCGCUCGCUGCCAUUAGGAACGCCUACCUGCGCCGCGGCGGCCACAACGUGCUCUCGGUGGACUGGACGGCGCUGUCCCCGGGCCCCUGCUACCCCAUGGCGGCGCACAACGCACGCUUCGCCGGCCGCUGCCUCGCCGGGCUGGUUCGCGCCCUGACCACGCGCGGCGCCACCGACGUGCACCUGGUGGGUUUCAGCGUGGGCGCCCACGUGGCCGCAUACGCCGCAAACAGCCUGCGACCCUACAAACUGCCGCGCAUCACCGGUCUGGAUCCGGCGCUGCCGCUGUUCGUGACUGCGAACCGCGACCACAAGCUGGACGCGAGCGACGCGCUCCUGGUGGACGUUCUGCACACCAACGCGCUGGUGCAGGGCAAGCUGGAGCGCUGCGGGCACGCCGACUUCUACCUCAACGGCGGCGUAGACCAACCCGGCUGCGGCGAAACCUCUGACCGGUUCGGCUGCUCGCACCACCGCGCGCCGCUGUACUUUGCCGAGUCGGUGACGGCGGGCCGCGACGCCGCCGGCGGCUUCUGGGGCUGGCGCUGCGGCGGCCUCAGCCUCUUCCUGCUGGGCCUCUGCCCCGCCCGCGGCGACCAGGUGCUCAUGGGCGAGUUCCUCGACCCCAGGCAGGAGGGCUUCUUCGUGGUGCAGACGGCGUCGUCGCCGCCGUUCGCGCUGGGCCGUUGGCGCUCUAGCGACCCGUACCGCCAGCACACGCAGCCACUGCCCGUGGCGGUGCCUGCGGGAUCCGCCGACGGCUGCGAAGACGAGGACGCUGGCCGCCUCCUCCGCAUGCUGCUCGGCGACCGCGAGCCGGAGCUCGUGUUGCUGCCCUGACUGCCCUCCCUGCUCUGCUCUACAGUCUGUCUAGUCCCACACGCGGUUUCAUCUGUUCUUUAAGACAUAGGCCGCAUCUACAUGUCUCCCCUACACCCAAGCCGUCAUUAGCGUGCUCUGGCGGUGCACAGUUUAACAUCCGUAUAAGUUUUCCCCUAUUUAGGUUUGACUACGCUUCAAAAGCCAAAGAGAGGAAUGCGUCUCCACGACUUAAUGCGACAACGUUCUCUUUGAAAUGCGUGCUUCACUUCAUUUGUAAUGGUUUAAGGGGGGUAGGACGUCAAACGGGCCGACUUGGAGCAGGAGAGUCACCACAAGACAUUUUAAUUUCUAACUGUCUAUACUUUUACAAAUAAAUUCAUAAAACUUCGUCACUAUGACCAGGAAGGAUUGAGGACUCAUACUCAUCGCAGUGGAAGUACAAAAACGUAGCAAAAUACCUUUUUUUACAUGUGAAAUUUCAUCAUUUUUUCACUUAUUACUGGCUGCAUUUGUUGCUAUAGGUACACUUUUCUUCCUAAGUAAGAGAGAUUCUUCGAUGAAUUUUUCAUAGCAUACAAACAGUAGUUACAGGUGUAUGAAACUAUAGAAUUUUCCAAAUCUAUUAAAAACUGUGGAAAAAAAUUGACAUAAUUAACUAUAGAACUUGUGUUUUUUCUAAACAUGAAGUUUAAAAUGUAACAGUUCAUUCACUUUUUCAUAAAUUAAAUAACUUCUAGAGUUUCAUACACCUGUAACUACGGUUUGUAUGCUGUACAAAAGUCAUCGAAGAAUCUCUCUUACUUAGGAAGAAAAGUGUACCUAUAGCAACAAAUGCAGCCAGUAGUAAGUGAAAAAAUGAUGAAAUUUCACUUGCAAAAAAAUGUAUUUUGUUACGUUUUUGAGUUCCACUGCUAUGAGUAUGAAUCCCGAAUCCUUCCUCGUCAUGCUGUUAAAGUUUUAUGAAUUUAUUUGUAAAAGUAUAGACAGUGGAAAUUAAAAUGUCCUGUGGUGCCUCUCCUGCUCCAAGUAGGCCCGUUUGACGUCCUACCCCCCUUAAGCAAACGAAAGCUAUCACAUGAUAUUUGGCGGAGGAUACUUAGUAAAUUAUGUAGCGGUGGCACCAGUUGCUCUAACGACAUAUAAAUACACAAGCUUUCAAUGUCGAGGGGUGCUGCAAUGCAGCGUGCGAUAAGUUGGAAAUUUGAGCUGAUCAGGGAUCGUGUCCUGAUGACCGAAGCGGUUAAGGCAACCGCUAGUGAGAAGCGAUAAAUCCGUGUUCGAGUCCCUAUCCGACACAUAUUUUCAACUUUCACCAUUGCGUGAUCAAAAUGCCCUUGCGGCUGGAAGUCCUGAAUUCUCACCCAUGCCUUCCUUUUCUUUUUCCCAUUCUCUGUUUCAUAUAAAUCUGAAUAUCAAAUGACUAGUUCCUCUUCCCUCGUAUAAUAUCACCUGCAAUUUUAGUAGUAGAUUACAGGAGUCGGAAAACUUCUCCAUCCAUCUUGUCUUUACAAGCAAACUUUUUCGCACCCUUACAGCUGAGCUACACAACUCAUUCCAGGAAGCAGCGCUCUCUCUGAACUGCUGUUAGAUGAAAGCGAAUCUAGAGCUUACCGAAAAUGUAGUUAAUCCAGGCAUAUGUAGCAGCAGGUUGCGAAACAGGAUGACAGAAGAGCCAGGGAGGUAAUCAGAACUGUAAUAGGAGGAAAAGCACUGCGUUUUCAGUGCAAAUGCGUCGGUCAAUAGUAACUGGCGGAAGAAAUGAUAGAGUGUAUACCUCGAUAAACUGCAACAACUGCUGUUAUCAGAAGUAAAAAUGCGGAGCAAAGGGCAACCGGUACUUAACAGCAAGCACAUUGUGCCGAACUGGCCUGUCGUAUCUUGACACUUAAUAGGACCAAAAAUCCAGUCACCACUGCCUAUAUAAAUCCAUAAAUAACCCAUUGCAAUGUCAUGGGCCGCCACGGGAACGCAAGGUACCGAGAUAUCAAAUACCUCUGGUUGUCAGAUAAUGACUAUGAUUUUUACAUUCUCAAACCCAUUAUUGUACUUGAAGACUGAACAAGUGUAGAAUACAAUUGUAUUAUUCUCUUUUACCAUGGUGUCCUACCGGAUGUUAACGUUCACUAUGCCACCCAGAGCGAUACAGUUUGCCAUACUAAGUGAUGUUACCAUUUACAAUCUCGUGCUAGUAGUCACUAUCAUUUACUACGUUGUGCAUUUACCAUUCGCUGAAACAUGACGUUACCCCUUACCUUGUCAUUUUACCUCAAGUUACCAAUCACAAUAGCAUGAUACCCAAUUUCACGAUCUACCAUCUACCUGGCGUUACCAUUUACCAAGCCAUACUUCCUGACCUUAGCAUGUAUCAGCAAUACAAACGUCAAGAAAUAUCAUGAAUAAUGAAGCACGUUGGUAUUGUGGAACAUCCGUUUCAUAUGUUGUACAUAUACAGAAUAUUUACAGAGAAUAAUAUAAGCUCACAAACCAUGUUCACAUACCAAAUAUUCCUCACUGACAAAAUGAAGUAUAAAUGCAUUGCGAAUAUAAGAAAGUAAUUACGUUAUUUAAGUACCUACAGUGAUUGCAUGUCAACAUUUGUUGUUUAAAGAAGUCAUAUAAAUUUAGAUUAAAGAGCAAAUAAAAGUUUAAAUUACUUCUGUUUAA
Messenger RNA from Schistocerca cancellata (South American locust), 3932 nucleotides. Its product is annotated as phospholipase A1 member A-like. Lineage: Eukaryota; Metazoa; Arthropoda; Insecta; Orthoptera; Acrididae. Gene Ontology annotation, molecular function: lipase activity. Gene Ontology annotation, biological process: lipid metabolic process. The coding region runs from base 147 to 1286 and encodes 379 amino acids. The record is from RefSeq and is a predicted model, not a curated record. The transcript has 8 exons.